Magallana angulata is the source of this 2182-nucleotide messenger RNA. RefSeq names its product serine palmitoyltransferase 1-like. Gene Ontology annotation, molecular function: serine C-palmitoyltransferase activity; pyridoxal phosphate binding. Gene Ontology annotation, biological process: ceramide biosynthetic process; sphingosine biosynthetic process. Gene Ontology annotation, cellular component: endoplasmic reticulum. The transcript has a single exon. The coding region runs from base 31 to 1467 and encodes 478 amino acids. NCBI's taxonomy places the organism in Eukaryota, Metazoa, Mollusca, Bivalvia, Ostreida, Ostreidae. The record is from RefSeq and is a predicted model, not a curated record.
GGUAUUGGAGAACCAGUUUAAAAUCACGCCAUGGCGUCGACGUUCAUUCCUCAAACAUGGGAAAUGUAUGAUAUGUUUCAAGCCCUGUUGCAGGCUCCCUCAUAUCAUCUUUUCUUCGAAGCAUUGCUUAUCAUAUGGAUUUUCAAGCUAUUGUUUUUCUCUAAAGCCUACGCCCCAGAAUCCGUCCUAACCGAAAAGGAAAAGGAGGAGUUGAUUGCAGAAUGGCAGCCGGAACCUCUAGCUCCCGAAAUUCCAGACGACCACCCUGUUUUAAUGGCGAUGGAAAAUAACAUUAUUACAGGGAAACCAGGAAAAUAUGUAACCAUUAAUGGAAAAUCUUGUGUUAACAUGGCUACAUUAAACUUUCUUGGCAUGGCAGGGAACCCAUCUGUGGAGGCAGAGGCCAUCAAAACUCUGAAAAAGUAUGGAGUGGGAUCAUGUGGACCCAGAGGUUUCUAUGGCACAAUGGACGUCCAUUUAGAACUUGAGGACAAAAUAGCAAAGUUCAUGAAUUGUGAGGAAGCUAUAUUAUAUGCUUUUGGCUUUGCGACCAUAGCGAGUGCUAUCCCAGCUUACUCGAAACGUGGAGAUGUAAUAUUUGCUGAUGAGGGAGUAUGCUUUGCUAUACAGAAAGGACUCGUUGCCUCAAGAAGCAAAAUAAAGUGGUUCAAACACAACGAUAUGGAGGAUCUAGAGCGUCUACUUAUUGAACAAGCAAAGGAGGACAAGAAAAACCCUAAGAAAGCCAAAGUGACCAGAAGAUUUCUUGUUGUGGAAGGACUCUACAUUAACUAUGGUGACUUAUGUCCUCUUCCAAAAUUAGUUGAACUCAAGUGGAAGUAUAAAGUCCGCCUUUUUCUGGAAGAGAGUUUGUCAUUUGGCGUUCUUGGUAGCAAUGGGAAAGGUGUAACAGAACACUACAAUAUCUCUCCAGAUGAUAUUGACUUGAUUGCGGCCUCAUUAGAAAAUGCUAUUGGAUCAACAGGAGGCUUUUGCUGUGGGAAGAAAUAUAUUGUGGACCAUCAACGUUUGUCAGGACUUGGAUAUUGCUUCUCAGCAUCUUUACCUCCCAUGUUAGCAACUGCAGCUAUCGAGUCCCUGCGUUUGAUUGAUGAAAAACCAGGAAUGCUUGUUGAAUUGCGAGAAAAUUGUGAAAAAAUUCACAGCAAGCUGAGAGAUAUAAAUGGAACCGUCAUUGUAGGGGAACCUAUUUCCCCAGUCAAGCACAUUAGACUUGCAGAGCCAAGUACUGACAGGGACUUUGAUGUGCAGACUCUGCAGAAGAUAGCCGAUCUCUCGAGAGACAACAAAGUUGCUGUGACGUUGGCUCGCUACUUAGAAGAGGAGGAACAUAAACUUCCAUUGCCAAGCAUCCGGAUAUCUGUGAACAACCAGCUUUCAGAUGAAGAAAUUGACACUGUCUUCACUACACUAAGUGAAGCUUUUCAGAAAAUCAUCACUCAUUAAUGUGAAGUGCGAACAAAUAUCUAUUGUCAGAAAUAUUAGGGAACAGUAUUUAUUUGAUACUUUCUUAUUGUAAAGGGUAAUUGCUACACAAAUCAUCUUGUCUUAGACUAGGUCUUGUACAAGUAUGUAUAUCUUAGAUAAUUUUCUGUAUAAGGUGUUUGACAUUACACAUUUUCUUUUGGCCAUAAGAACAUUUAAAGUAAAUGCAUGUGUUUAAAUUUGUAAUUUUUUUUAACAAAUUGUAAUGUCAAAUGCCGCAAAUACCGGUAGAAAUGUGUCAAUACACUAUUAACAAGUUAAGUCUUCAUAGGGCAUUUAUCUUGUAUGUUCCAAAGGUGAGAGUUUUGUCUGCUGAGAUUUGUUCACUUGAAUGUUAAUUUAGGAUCAAUCAUUGUGUAAGAAUUUUUUGAUUUUGGUGAAUUUUUAAUUGAAUGUUACUUGUCAUCUAUUGCUUUUUUCUACAUAAGUUUGUUGCUUUGAAUAAUAUUUUGACAGACGUUGUAUGCUAGUUUUUUUUAUGGGAUUGAAUGAACAAAGGUGUUGCCAGAAAGCUUUACACAUAAAUUUAAUUACUAGAUGUUAAAACUGUGAUAUAUAUACACCCAAAUAUUUUUAACUAACACAUCAUAAUGGUCAUUGAUAAUAAGUAACAUGUUUUUGUUUUCAUCUCUCAUUUUAAAGUGUUGAACAAUAAAAUGAAUUGAAAAAUGUCCAA